AGUCGUUGUUCAGUUAUCUGCCGAAUACUCUGGCCCCAAGAAUAUCCCCACAAAAACAAUGCUGGUAGUGGAAAGGAACGCAUGCCAAUGGGGAAAAUAUCUACCAGAGCAAAUCUGUUCCCCCAAUUUCUCUCCCUUCCCAGCCAAACCCUAAUUUUAGUCCCCCAUUUCGUUUCAUCAUCUACACACUGGACCAACGUGGUAUUGUGACCCAAGAACUAGAAAAAAGGCUUGAUGCUAUUGGUUUCUCCCCCAACUGGAAGGAAGUUUGUUUUAGAUGGGGGCUAUAUUGAGUCUAAACAAUGCCAAGGCGAGAACAGGUGAACUCUAUGAGGUUUUGCAGAGUGAAACUUGCAAGAGACAAAGGACAUCAUCAAGCUUUUGGGAGGAGAACCCUCGACUUAUUCCCAGCCUUCCUGACGAGAUAUCAAUACAGAUUCUUGCCAGACUUCCCAGGGUUCGCUACUUGGAUGCAAAGUUAGUGUCAAAGAGCUGGAAAGCUGCUAUUUUGGGAUUUGAACUUUAUAAGUUGAGAAAGGAACUUGGAACUACGGAAGAGUGGCUUUAUAUUUUGACCAAGAUUAAUGGUGAUAAGCUUUUAUGGUAUGCUUUGGACCCACUAUCUAAGAAAUGGCAAAGGUUGCCACCAAUGCCCAAUGUUGCCGUGGAAAAUGGAUCUAAAAGAGGCUUGUCUGGCCUUCGCAUGUGGAAUAUAGUGGGAUCAAGUAUUAGAAUUGCAGAUGCCAUAAGGGGUUGGCUUGGAAGGAAGGAUGCAUUAGAUCAAAUUCCAUUUUGUGGUUGUGCUAUUGGGGCUGUUGAUGGGUGCCUCUAUGUGCUUGGGGGAUUCUCUAAAUCUUCAGCCUUGAGAUGUGUUUGGCGUUAUGAUCCGAUCCUAAAUGCAUGGAGUGAAGUAAGUCCUAUGUCCAUAGAUAGAGCUUAUUGUAAGACUGGGGUUUUAGACGACAAGCUUUAUGUUGUUGGAGGUGUUAGUAGGGGCCGGGGUGGACUGACUCCCCUUCAAUCUGCGGAAGUAUUUGAUCCCCAUACGGGCUUGUGGUCCCAAGUCCCCAGCAUGCCAUUUUCAAAGACUCAGGUGCUGCCAACUGCUUUUCUAGCUGAUUUGCUCAAGCCUAUUGCAACUGGAAUGACAUCAUACAGGGGGAAAUUAUAUGUUCCUCAGAGUUUAUAUUGCUGGCCAUUUUUUGUUGAUGUUGGAGGAGAGGUUUAUGACCCUGAAACAAAUUUGUGGGUUGAAAUGCCAAUUGGCAUGGGAGAGGGCUGGCCUGCACGACAGGCAGGAACAAAGUUGAGCGUUAUUGUCGAUGGUGAUUUAUAUGCAUUGGAUCCAUCUAGUUCCUUGGAUAGUGCUAGGAUCAAAGUGUAUGAUAACUUAGAUGAUACUUGGAAAGUGGUUGAAGGAGAUAUCCCUAUUCGUGACUUUACGGAUUCAGAAUCCCCAUAUUUACUUGCUGGUUUACUUGGGAAACUUCAUGUGGUCACUAAAGAUGCCAAUAGUAACAUUGCAGUAAUGCAGGCUGAUAGGCAAAAUGAUUUAGGUGCCUCCACAUCCACUCCUGCUGAUAACUCUUCCGAAGAACUUUCUGUAUCUGUAACUGGGUCGGAAACAAAUAUUUGGAAGGUCAUUGCAACAAGGACUGCUGGUUCUGCAGAGUUGGUGAGCUGUCAAACCCUUGAUAUAUAGAAGUACUGCACGUCAGAAGGCUGCACUCUUCUAAGUUAUCCUGUGUUAAAAUAUAUAUGUAAUUAAGUUUUCGAUGGCUAUGAGGUUAAAGAACUUAUAUGGCUAUGUGUCAAGUAAUGUUUGCGAUCUGUUGCAUAUCUGGUGCACAAGUAAAUUCACAUUCCAGUAUUAUUCGCGGCAAUCAAGCAGAAAAUAUGUAAGCAUGUUUCUGUCAUCUUUUCCCCUUCCAUUUGAAACAAUGGCUUGUCCUUUUUCCCGGGAAGUGUUACAAUGAUUUUUCUGGUGCUGCUUGCUUUCUUUUCUAGCUCUUACCCUGCUUGCUCUCUGUUUAUCUGGAAAACUGUCUCUAUAUGCACUGCACAUGCUGC
Molecule: messenger RNA, 2070 nt
Organism: Ilex paraguariensis (yerba mate)
Lineage: Eukaryota; Viridiplantae; Streptophyta; Magnoliopsida; Aquifoliales; Aquifoliaceae
Source: the annotation of a GenBank genome assembly